GUAAGACGUGUGAACAACAAACAGUUGUCGGACUUCAAGCUAGCGAAUGGUAAGGCUAGACAAAAACAGGUUCAGCGUACAUCUACCGGAUAGGGAUCUACAUUUGAGAGCCGAGUGGCUGCUAUACCUUCAUAAUCUCAUAUUAAUCCACCGUAUCAGCACCGAGCAGGUGUUAUCUCCGGGGACGGUUCAUUGGCGCUAACACUAGCCUCUGAAUCAUUGCUCGACUGUGACGCCUCUGUGUGUGUGAGUGAGUGUGUGUGUGUGAGUGUGUGUGUGUGAGUGUGUUUUUCUUCUGGCUGUCGCUGGUCGAGGGGUUUGUGAUGCGAGGGUGAGGAAAAAGAGCAACAGCCGGAGAAUAUUUUUUUUUUUUGCUCGACGCAGAAGAAUGGACUUUGUCGGGGAGAAACAGACGGACACACUACGACCUUACUACGCGGGCCUGGACGACAUUGUUGGGCAACAACUUUAGCAGCCUAGCCUACGUUUUGCUCGGUCAAAAUACAUGCAGCUGAAUUAGCUCGGUGUCGGGACAGUUAAGCUCAGUUUUUGCUAGCGUUUAAUGGAGGCACCCUGAAUGACUUGUUCGUUUCAAUUGACUGGCUGCUGUUGCUCUUAAACACUGUUGGCAAUGUGCUGACGGUCUGUCUGUUCACACUUGAAGAAGAGGACACGGUUGGUAAAAAAAAAAAAAAAAUAGAGGUGCCUUGUCUUGACUGAUGUUGAUGAAGUAUCCCUGGUUCAGCAUUAAAAAUGUUACUGAAGCAAUAACUUUUUCGCAUGUAUGUCACACAUUCUUUGUUUUGAAAGUGUGUUUAAUUGCACUUUUAUUUCAGGAGUUGAAUCACCCCCCCCUCUCUUCCUUUAACUAGUCAAAAUACAGUUUGUGAUUGCACUUAAGUAUCAUUCAGUCUGUAAGGGCACUGAUAGAUGCCCUUCUAAGUAAAUUGUUCAAAAACUUAGAUCUUAUCCAUGUCUGUUGGUUCCUAGUUACUGUUUAACUCAUUAUCAAGGCUGUCUGGCACAGUAAAGGCUGAGUUUUUUUUUUUGUUGUUGCUGGAAAUGAAAACAUGAAUAUCGAAGAGCAGUGUCUAGAUUUGUGCAAUGUGAAGACGAAGAGCAACGUGGAGGAUGAUCGCAACACUACUAACAACACAGAGGGGGUCACACCCCGAAUAUCUGAACUGAUGACGGACAGCAACAUAGAAAUACAAAACAUUGUUCCCACAGAUGCCUCUGAAACGUACCUGAUGCCUCAGCUCACUGACAACCUUCAGGCCGCCGAGGAGGAUAACCACCAGGCUCAAGAUGCGCUGGAAAUUGAUGAGGUUAAUGGGAAUACAAAGGGAAGUGACAAAGACACUCCUGCAGUAGUGAAUCCCACUGACUUAAUCCUUUCUAAUGAUGAGCAGCACAAGGACAAUAUUGAAGUUGAGACCAUACAAGAAGUAAAGGAUGCUAGGCUGGCUGAGUUUGUUGUUGAGGAAGGGGAUGAUGGCGGGGACAUGGACAUAGGUGUGGAUCUUAGUCUCGAUGAGAGUGGGGUGCUGGAGGCUGAAUUGACAAACACAGCACUCUCAGACAAUACUUUAGACUCAGAGUCCAAGUCUCAGGAUGUCCCAGCUGGAAGCGCAGCAGAGAGCCCAUCAGAAGGGAACCAGACUAGCAGCACAGAAGCUGCCCCGACAGACCAAGCCGGACUGUACCCCACUGUGGAGGAAGGGGAUGACAAACACAAACCAAGUGGCAAAAGGGUGACGUUUCCUUCAGAUGAGGAUAUAGUGUCUGGUGCAGUGGAGCCCAAGGACCCCUGGAGACAUGCUCAGAAUGUGACGGUGGAGGAGAUCCUCUCUUCCUACAAGCAGACCUGUCAGAAACUCAACUGUAAACCCAUACCCAAAGUGCUCAAACAGAUACAGGAACUGAAAGACCUGACACAACGAAAUGAAUGCUUAGAUCUAAAAGGUGAGAAGCUUGACUACAAAGCAUGUGAGUCUCUGGAGGAGAUUUUGAAGCGGGUCCAGUUUAAAGUGAUAGACCUGGAGCAGACCAACCUGGAUGAAGACGGAGCAUCAGCCUUGUUUGACAUGAUCGAGUAUUACGAGUCAGCCACACAUCUCAACAUCUCAUUCAACAAGCACAUCGGCACACGAGGAUGGCAAGCCGCAGCUCACAUGAUGAGAAAGACAAGCUCUCUGCAGUACCUGGAUGCACGUAACACUCCUCUGCUGGAUCACUCGGCUCCAUUUGUCGCACGAGCGCUCAGGAUCAGCGGCAGCCUGGCAGUCCUCCACCUGGAGAACGCCGGCCUUACUGGCAGGCCGCUCAUGUUACUGGCUACAGCUCUGAAGAUGAAUAUGAACCUGCGGGAGUUGUACCUGGCAGACAACAAGCUCAACGGUCUGCAAGACUCAGCCCAACUUGGCAACUUGCUCAAGUUUAACUACAACAUUCAGAUCCUAGACCUGCGCAACAACCACAUCCUGGACUCAGGUCUGGCCUAUGUUUGUGAAGGACUAAAAGAGCAGAGGAAAGGCCUCGUCACUUUGGUGCUGUGGAACAAUCAGCUCACACACAACGGCAUGGGAUACCUAGCUGCUGCACUGCCAUGCACCCAGAGUCUGGAGACUCUGAACCUCGGCCAUAAUUCGGUGGGUAACGAAGGAGUCCACAAGCUGAAGGAUGGACUGAUCGCUAACCGCUCAGUGCUCAGAUUGGGCCUUGCUUCCACCAAGCUGUCCUGUGAAGGAGCUGUGGCUGUGGCUGAAUUCAUCGCUGAGAGCCCCCGACUGCUGCGUCUCGACCUACGAGAGAAUGAGAUCAAGACAGGUGGACUGAUGGCUCUGUCACUGGCCCUGAAAGUCAACACCUCUCUGCUGCGUCUGGACCUCGACCGGGAGCCCAAGAAAGAAACUGUAAAGAGCUUCAUUGAAACUCAGCGCGCCCUGCUGACUGAGAUACAGAACGGCUGCAAGAGAAACUUUAUCUUUGCCAAGGAGAAGGAAGAAACAGAGCAGAAGAUGAGGCAGUCUGCGUCUAUGGCUGAAAUCGCCACAGAGGACGGGGUCAGAGAAAAAGAAGAGGAGGUGGCAGCAGCAGAGGAGAAAGAGGAAACAAAGGAGAAAGAGGGGGUAGAAGUUGAAACAGCUGGAAAUGAGGUACAGACGAGUAGCCAGUCAGGAGAGAGCUCUGACACAAAUGUUCCCAAAAUUAACCUUGAGUCAGACUCUGACACGGAGGAUGAGGAAGAGGUGGUAACAAAUUCCACAUCCACAUCAAACUCCUGCGCGAUCUUAAACCAGACUGCUCCUGAAAGCCAGACAGCAGCUGCACCGCCUCUCCUCAGUGCCUCAAGUACAUCUUCAACCCCGUCUGCAUCACCUGCCGGGGGGCAGAAUGUCAUUUCUGGUAUCACCGUCACAGAAUCUACUGCUCCUCCCGGUCCCCCUCCAUCCCCUGGUCGCUGUAUAUCUGUCUCAAGUCCAGGAAGAGGUCAUAAAAUCUUUAUGGUUACUCGGGUGGAGAGCCCUCCUGAGCAGCAGCAGCAGCAGCUACAGCUCCUGCAGAAAAGUGCUCCUAAAGAAGGCUCGAAGAAGCCUGCUGACAUGAACACAAAGCCGACACAGCCACCACCCUCAUCUCAAACACAACUGACACAGGAGGACGUGAAGGACAGCUCAACUGCGCCGUCAUUGGACUGUCAACUGACCAAGCAAAGUCCUGUAGCUUACUUGGAGCCUGCACUAAAUACCACACAAGCCAACACACUAGAACCCCAAUCUACCAAUCCAGCCACAGAGGAUGCAGCGGCUAGCACUUUAGACCCAGAGGUGACAGAUUUAAGUCCAGCCCUGCCUUCAGAUCCCCCGUCUGUGCAGCACACAGAAGAGGAAACGGAGAGCACUGAAAGCCCCCAAACUGAGCCCACAUGUGUAGAAGAACAGAAUCAAGGAGAGGAGAAAGAAUGUGUAGCAGAUGACAUGCAGGUGUUGAGCUCUGAAAGCACACAAGAGACUGGACAGUUAGACAAACUCAACACCAGGAUCACUGCAGCAGAAACGCAGCAGCCGCUCUUAGCAUCUACUCUUGAGCAGCUACAGAAUGAACUUGCAUCUGCAUCAGAAGAGUCUCUGUCCGUGAACCAAACAGUAGAAGAAAUCGAGUCACUUUCACUGCCGGGGAAGCCGCAAGCACCAGCCACAUUGUUCGAAAAUGACCAACCAAGUUUAACAGAGGAAAAGUGCAGCCAGCCAUGCCAAGAGGAGCAGAGUCCAAAGCAGCAAACGGAGGCAGAGGAACAGGGAGAAGAGCCUGCUCCAGCUCUCCACACUGAUCUCCACGCUGAUGAAACUCCAUCUGCCACUCAAGAUGCAGCUCAGGAGUCAAGUCCUCAGGACGGGGAAGCCUCAGAGAAUCCUGAACCUGCCUCUACUGUGUCCAUCUCUGCGGUCAAAGUGGAGGAUUCCCCCGAUGAGAGCUCUGCAGACGAGGACAAGGGUUGUUCCAAGGCUGAGGAGGAGGAGGAGGAGGAAGAAGAGGAAGAGGUGGUCAACUUAGCUCUGCCCAACGGCCUGAAGACUGAGUUCUCCCUCCAUCUUCUCAAAGCUGAAAGUCCCAAACCAGGCAGCUGUGUGAUGGAGCAUGUGAGCGUCAGCUGUGGACAAGAGCUGGAGGAGCUGCUGCUAGAGGCCAGUUUGGAGACUGGUAGAGAUGCACCAUGAGGAGGAUCCACAGGGUGGCGACAGGAGAAAACAGCACUUGGAUAGUUUGUCUGGGUCUGCUAACGUGACCGGUUGCCCUCAAACGUUUUCGUUGUUUCUUUGACUUUUACCACCAACAGACACUUUCUGUAGCGGACAGAAGAGGUGGUGUUACAGUCAAAGCUUGAUAACACAAAUAUACUAUAUGGGAAGACACAGGACAAAAUCAACUUUGGGAUGUUGGCUGUGACAAAUAAGGAAUCAUCUGCAUCAUCAUCACUAUGACAGACACACACAUACGCACACUACUUACAAGGAAGAAAGAAAAUAAGAAAUAAAAUCACCCUGUUAUCACUACAUUUUGUCAAUCUGCAAUCUUUACGAACAGAAAGCCUCCUGUGAGUGAGAAAGAAGAGGAAUGGGGGACAAAACACUAACCAAAGACAGACCUUUCUCACAGACCUACUGCUCUCUCUCCUGUGUAAAUGUCCACUGUAGUUUGGGAAAUAACUAGCAUCUAAGAUUUUUAUCAUAACACACACAUACAAAGACGUAAUGGUGAUAAUAAGGAAGCUGGGGUUGACGGCACAAUCACAAGACAAACUACCAGUGAUGGACCCCCCCCCCCCCCUGUGCCGACCUGCCGCCUUUCAACACUUUUUGAAGUAGGUCACCGUCAGAGGCUUUUAUGUCCAAGGAAGCUGAAGAUGUUAACAUGUCUGUUUAAAUGUCUGCGUUUCAUGUCUGUGUUCCACGUUCCCCACUUCAGGAAGUAAAAGAAAAACUCUGAAUGGACCUCUGCCAAAGUGACCUCCCACUUCAAUGUUGUCUCGCCCUCCGCUCACUUUGGCCCCUCAGGAAUCAGCGCCCUCACCUCUUGUCAAUCUCGUCAGACCUGACAUGGACGAGAUUUAUGAAAAGGCACAGUACUUUGCUCCUCAGCUGAAAAAAAAAAAACCCUAAAUGUUGGAUAGCAAAAUGUGUGCUUUGGUUUCAGUUAUCUACAGUUUAGGAAAUAUAUAGUUUAUCACAUGAUUUUCUGCAACUUCAGACACUAUUACUUGUUUUUUCAUGUUUAAAAAAAAAGCGGCUCUGUCGUCACCUCCCUCUCCUCUCGCUCAUUUUUCAAUAUCUCACGUUUCCGCUCCGUCUCGUCAUUCAUGUUGCCUUCAACGCACCACCUUUUAUUCACUCUUUUGAUUCAGAUUCAGUCUUUGUUUUUUUUGUCUUGUUUUGUCUGGCUGCUUUAAGAAAUCAUGUGUUUUGUAUUUAUUUCAUAGCUAUAUGAGCCUUUUCUCAUUCAUUUCCCCCCUUUCAUCCUUAUUUUAUCCCUUUGUUUCCAUUCUGGGGUUGCGUUUUAGCCCCUUUUUUGAUGUAUAUUUCAGAUUCAAACUAGAGCAAAUAUUUAGUAUUUUUUUUCUCCGAGGGGUGGUGGGGUAAUUUGUGUUGGAAGAAAGGUUAUUAUGAUGUAGUGGUUGAUUACGGAGGUGUCAGUCAGUGUGAAGAAAUGGAAGCAGCAAACUUGAUACUUUUCAUCGACGUUCCAAAUGUUUGAACACUACUCUGCUGAGUGAAGCUGUAGCCACAAGGGGGUGCUGGUGGCUGUGUUGUUUUCAGAAAAACCACAGACGACAUCCAUGUCCUGUCCUGAGUUUCCAAAGCGAGACUUACUAUGAAAUGCCAGCUUCAUGUGUGUUCAGGAUGGCUGGUGAGAGAGGUUUGUUUUUCAUUUCUUCUGAAAAGCUGCACCGUUCAACCCUCCUGCUUCUCUCCACCCGACAGAUAGUUUGCCCCCACUGUUUGUUAUGCUUUAAUUUUUAGACAUUUUUAAUGAUAAUUUGUUAACUUAAUUGAAAUGUGCUGGUAAUCACAAAGAUAUGUAUGGCGAAAUUUGUUCCUCUCAAAUAAAUGCAUGUAAUGACUAAUUAUGAGUGAAUGUUUCACUUCAAGAUGUCUGAACUCUGCAGAGCUGCAGGAAAUGUGUUCUCUGCGUUGGGACGUUUUGAUACAGCUGGUUAAAGCUUUUAAAAUAUGUUUUGAAACCCUGUAACAUAUUGAACACUUCUGCAGAAAAUAUUUAUGUGUUAUUUUAAUAUAGGGUCAUUUUAAAAUCAGUUAGUGCAUGCUUCAGUGCAAGUCAACAGCUGUUAGCAGUUAGUAUCAUCCUCAAGCGUUAGAAAUUAAAGCCAACACAGAAGAGUAACAAAACUGCUGUUCCUGAAGAUCACUUGCGGCUGGCUGGAUCCACGUUAGAGCCCAUACUUCCCACAGAAGCAAACAUGUUUAUAGUCUGGAUUAAAAAAAACUAAACAUUUUGGUCCUGACGGCACAUUUCUUUAUGGUUCAAAACUUACAUUGGAUUUUCUUGUAAUGAAUCAGUUCAGAUUAAGUUAUGGAUAAGUGUUAUGAAUACAUUUGCAUUUGUAGGAGUGAAGGCCCGCCUCAGCUCCACCUCUGCCUGUUUCUAGAUUGAUCCAAAGUGAGGUAGAGUCAGCAUUUCCAAUAUGGCGACCACCAUCAUUUGGCUUCAGAAACAAUGAGUAAUUCGGCUAACUCUACGUCCAUGUGUUGAACAGUAAAUAGUCUUUUCAAGCCGAUGAUCGCCCCCUCACAGGGACCUUGAAGCUGAAGCCCGUAAACCACAUGUAUGGUAUGAAAGAAGAUUAUGAAUAAAAGUAAGACCAACAGUCCACAGCCAUGCUCACAUGAUUACGAGGAAGCUGUUAUGGUAACACCUCAGUUUGUUUGUAUAAUAACAGUAAAGAAUAUGAGAUUAAAAUACUGAUCAUACUGAACAACAAUCCUCGACCACAGACUGUUGAAAGAAGGACAACAGGUAUCUACCUCCUCUCUUCUCACUGAACUGUUUUUGACGUCCCUCCCCCUCAGCUAACCAGAACGCACAUCGAACUCUCCAAUAAAGCUCCGUCAGGUCGGUUAAGUCUGCAGCAGAAUAGAUGAUUGUGUCAGUCUGAAGCAGACGCUCUGUGAUGGAAAGUUCAAAGACUCUCGUGUUUGGGUUUGUCACGUUUCUCUCACCGUGAUCUGGGGCCUCCUGCUAAUGGAUCCUAAUCACUUGGGUCCUACUAAAUCCUUCUUUUUCUGUCUUUAAUAAAAACAAAAUAUC
Messenger RNA from Labrus bergylta (ballan wrasse), 7827 nucleotides. It is a transcript of the gene ppp1r37, whose product is annotated as protein phosphatase 1, regulatory subunit 37. Gene Ontology annotation, molecular function: protein binding. Gene Ontology annotation, cellular component: plasma membrane; lamellipodium. NCBI's taxonomy places the organism in Eukaryota, Metazoa, Chordata, Actinopteri, Labriformes, Labridae. The record is from RefSeq and is a predicted model, not a curated record. Gene Ontology annotation, biological process: cell migration; regulation of Arp2/3 complex-mediated actin nucleation.